Messenger RNA from Penicillium verhagenii, 4506 nucleotides. RefSeq names its product GYF domain-containing protein. The transcript is spliced from 3 exons. Gene Ontology annotation, molecular function: protein binding. The record is from RefSeq and is a predicted model, not a curated record. Bases 1 to 4506 code for a protein of 1501 amino acids. Lineage: Eukaryota; Fungi; Ascomycota; Eurotiomycetes; Eurotiales; Aspergillaceae.
AUGCCUACACCACUUCCAUCGAGUUUCGCUUCCGCCGCCGCCGGCAACACCCAGGACCCUAGUCGGAGAGGGGAUGGAAAUGCUGGUGGAGAAUGGUCUCGGUCCCGCAUCAACGGAGCCACUCAGACCUUCCGUCGCCCUUCUGUUGCUACCAACCCUUCGCACACUCGGGAGAGCAGCCACGCAGCAUCCGUUUCGACCCCUACCUCUGGAGCUUACAUCCCUCCCCACAUGAGCUCAAAUCCUCUGCGCAACGGUGACGCUCGAUACUCCAAGGACCAACUGAUUGACUUGUAUAAGGCACAGCGGGACUCGGGAUCCUUGGGCAAAAAUGUGGAGGACUACUUUGUGGCCGACUGGGACCCUCACAUGGUGCCGACCCCCGUGAACGGGGCGUGGGGGAAGCGGGAUGACCACAAGACCUCUGCGGGGCCCGAGGUGUGCUGGGACCACGGUGGUCAAGCUGAACCUCUAGGCCUGAAUGAUAUGACGGAGAGCGAGAAAGAUUUCUUUACCGCGUCCGUCAAUUCCCCUCUCAAACCCCCGCCAACCAACGCCCAGAAGGAAAACGUUGGGCCGGCGACUGGAGGCCGCAAAGGGUCAAUUUCAUACACCCAGGGCCACAUUAAUAACUACAAUACCUCUUCCCCCACUACCAACCGCCCAGGUGUGAGACGCCGAGAGACGGGUGAUUCUGUGGGUAACCCUAUGUCUCCUACCACCUCCAACUCUCGCUUUUUCCGCGAUGAAGCGAACACCUCUACCCCUCCUCCCGCACUUCUGCGUCGUAAGACCGAUUUCCGAGAGCCGGGCGCGAAAGCGGACGAAAAAUCGAAGGAUGGUUCGGAUGCUGCCUCUCCUUUCGGUUCUUUGAAGCGGAGCACGACCAACCCGAUGAAUCCCAACCCGUUGAAUACUGCGGUCGGCCCGAGCUCGCCAUGGGGCCCGGCAUCGGCUUCGGCAAAUGCUAAUUUCUCGCCGAUGGGGGCUUUCGGAGCUUUCUCCUUGGGUUCAGGCUCAGUUUCUGCCACAACCCCUACGGCAGAGAAAAAGCCCGGAUAUGGAAGUCUUCGGGGUGAGAGCAGGUUCAAGGGCCUGCUUUCAAAGGAUAGCUCGGAGGAUAUCGGGGGCUCUGUCAAAGAGAAAAACAUUAGUGGUCUUGAACGACUCAUGGAAGAUGAUGGCGGCAAGCGUGCGCAGUCGCCAUGGGGAGAUGCGGUGAGGAACCGAGUUGGUCGGAGCGAAACUAAUCCAUUUGAUGAACCUCGCAGUGGCAGUGCCGCCCUCGGUGGUUCCCAGGAUGUUGAGGCGCCCGGCCAGGAUACUGGAUUCGGCGCAUUCGGCAUGACCUCGAGCAUCCCCGGUUUCCGGGAGUUGAUGCAGAGUCAGGAGAAUUCGAGGAACCCUACCCCAAGUCUGCUCCAGGGACACGAACCGACCAGCCCGACUAAUACAAACCCUUACCAAAGCCCCCAUGGCGAGCGCGGAAUUGAAGGAGAGGAUGUGGAUACUGAUGGAUCGGACAUUCAGCAUGCCCAGCACCCUGGACUCAGUGGACUCCGUGACCCUUCCAACCCCUUUGGCUCGAUGAGACGCGUUGGUUCAGGCAUGGAUCUUCCCAGUGUUGAUCGCAGUCAGAACUCGAGUGUCAAUGCCAAUCGCCCUUUCUCUGGUCUGGGUAGCUUAGGUGGCCUUCCAUCUCUCGGUGGAGCGUCCGCCUGGCCCUCCGGCGGCGCCAUCGGUACCCCGACCCGUGAACGUUCUGCAUUUGGUGGUGGAUUUGGUGAUCCUAUCUUUGGGAACAUGGGAGACCUACAGUCUCCAAGCUUGUCCACCCUGGGAGGUGGUGGCCUCUUUAGCCCACAUGCAGGAAUUGCAGGAACUGCAAGCAUCGGCCGGGGGAGCAAGCUGGGUGCUCUCUUCUCGUCAACCAUGCAGGAUGACCAAGGACGCCCGGAAUCUGUUGGUCUAGGUGACGGUUCUGGUCAGAUUGAUCCUGCCCUUGUAAGCAAGCCUGGAUCGAAUUCUGCAUCUCAGACACCCGUGUCGGCUGUUGGUUCUCUUCCAGUCAACUUUGGCCAAGACUCUACCUUGGGACAGACUCCCGGAGGAAGUGUACCUGCAUCCCAGCAGCGAACCAUGGUCAUGCCAGACCGGAUGCGCUGGAUCUACCGCGACCCGCAAGGCAAUAUCCAGGGCCCAUGGACUGGACUUGAAAUGCACGAUUGGUUCAAGGCUGGGUUCUUCAGCCCCGACCUGCAAAUCAAGAAGCUUGAAGAUGUCGAAUUUGAGCCCCUGGCACAGUUGGUGCGCCGGAUUGGGAACUCACGAGAGCCGUUCCUUGUCCCUCAAAUUGGCAUCCCUCAUGGCCCUGAACCCAAUGCCACUCCAUGGACUGGCGCUGGCACUGGCACUACCACUCAGGGCUCCGCUCAGCCUCCGUUCCCUGGCAGCUUCCCCAGCUUUGGUACUACUUUGACCGCCGAACAGCAGAAUGCUCUUGAGCGACGAAAGCAAGAGGAGCAAUACCUGAUGGCCCGCCAGAAGGAACACCUCGCUCAGCAACAAGCUAUCAUGAAGCAGAUGGGAGGAUCAGCCAGUUCAUCCAUGCAGCCCCAGCUUCAGCAUCAGUCUAGUGCCCACAGCCUUCAUAGCCAGCCUAGCUUUGGCAGCAUUGCAUCCCCUGGAGCCUACCAGCCUUCUCCCAUCCAAGCCCCAUUGCAGCAACCGUCUCAGGGAGUCCCUGGCUUCUUUGACAGUGCGGCUCAACUGAGACAGGGUGGCUUGCCCAACAUUGGACCCGGUAUGCUCGGCACUGAUCUCGGUGGUAGCGGUCAGGAUCACCUUCCUGCCCUUCUUGAUCGGUUGAACAUCCGUCAAGAUCCAUUUGCAUUCGGUGGUCGCCAACCUGACAGCCUUUUGCACUCCCAACAGGUAGCAUCGAUGCUUCAGGAUCGUGCCCAGCUUCAACAUGAGCAGGAGCAGUUCGAUAAGGCCAAUGCCAACGAUCCGUUCGACCAGGAGGCGCGUGAAGAGCGACUGCGUCAAUUCCACGCUCUGCGGGCCCAGGAGGGCGAAUUGGGCAUGCGUACCGCUGAAGGUCUUCCCACUCACCCUGCUGCCGUCUCUCAGCAGCUUGAAGCCGAGGCCGCUGCUGUUGCCGCCGCCUUGGAAAGCGCAUCGGAGCCUGAGAUGACAGUUGAGGAGCCUGCUCUGACCUUGUCUCAGCAAGUCCAUAAGGCUGCUUCUGCCCAGCGUCAGCAGCAAGAAGAGCAAGAGCAGCCGGAAUCUGUGUGGAAGUUGGAUAGUGCUAUGCCCCAGCCUUUCCCGCCACCACCAUCCGCAUCGCCUUUGCCUGCCCCGGCUGCUCAGCGCCGCCAGAACGUUGCCGAUGCCCUCGCUGCCGGGUCCCGUUCCCAGACUCAAACCCCAAUUGAUGCUGCACCCACCUCUGUUGCUCCCUGGGCUAAGGAUGCCAAUGAAUUGCCUAAGGGACCCUCCCUGAGAGAAAUCCAAGAAGCGGAAGCUCGCAAUGCUGCGCAGCGUGAGGAAGUUGCCGCGGCCACUCGCCGCGCUCAGCUCAUGGCGGAACAAGAACGUCUCAGCCAAGCUCAGGCUCAGAUUGUUCCUGGUCUUCCCUCUUCGGCUAACUGGGCCAGCAGCGGAUCCCCCGCCACUCCUACCUCCGCUGGUUCCGCCUGGAACACAAAGACUCAACCUGCUCCUACCAACCCUGCCGCCAAGAAGACUCUCGCCCAGAUUCAGAAGGAAGAGGAGGCUCGCAAGCAGCGUCUGGCUGUUGCCGCGGCCGCUGCUGCCCUGACAGCGACUCCCAGCCCCCCUGCCUCCGCCAGCAAGCGCUAUGCCGAUCUUGCCAGCAAGGCCCCUGCUCCUUCCGUUGCUGCUUCCGCUACUGCUCCCGUUGGCUCCAGUGCCUGGACCACCGUUGGCGCUAGCGGCAAGGCCAAGGCCCCUCUUUCCGCUCCUCUCGGUCCUCGCUCGACCAGCGCCACCAGCCCUCUUACCCCUGUUGCUGUUGCCAAGCCUCGCCCCGUCACCACUACCCGUACCGUGACUUUGGGCAGUGUUCCGCAAUCCUCCAACUCCAACCGGGCCGUUGAGGAGUUCACCAAGUGGGCUAAGCUAGCUCUGGGCAAGGGCUUGAACAUCAACAUCAACGUUGACGACUUCGUUCAGCAGCUUCUGUUCCUGCCUGCCGAGGCCGAGAUCAUCUCCGACUCCGUCUACGCCAACUCCCAGACUCUGGACGGUCGUCGCUUUGCUGACGAGUUCAUCCGCCGCCGCAAGCUUGCUGACAAGGGUGUCAUUGACCCCAUCUCUCCCAGCGCAUAUGCCACCGAGCAGAGUGGCUCUGGUGGUUGGAGCGAGGUCGCCAAGAAGGGUUCCACUGCUAGCAUUGCUGCCGCCGCUGUUACUCAGCGCGAGGAGGAAGCUAGCAGCGCUGCGUUCAAGGUUGUCGCUCCCCGUAAGAAGGCCAAGCGCUAA